CACCGUUCGCUUGCGCACGCUGUCUCUCUGCCUAUUCGUGAUUUAUUGUUUAAAUAGUGUAAACGCAUCCGAAAAACUCGAACAAAAACAACAAUAAAGAACAAACAAUUUUUUUUAUUCGAACUUAUGUCGAUAGCCAAAUAGAAACAACCAAAAAAAUAUAAAACAACAAACAAUAAGUUAAAGAAUAGUUUUUGAAACAGACAGAGAAUUCAGAUAUACAGACGCUGAUUUCGUUCUGUUAUUGCACACAAUUACCAACCAAAAACAUCAUUCGUACAUUAACAGAUCGAAAUAAAGAACGGGGCAGACUCAAUAAUGAUUACCAAUAAAACAAAACCGAAUUCCAAUUUAGCUUAGUUUUUAUUGAAAUUUAACAAAUCUAACAAAUUGUAGGAUAUAUUGUAAACACUAAAGAAAAAUAAAUCAAAAUAAUAACAAUUUAAUUUUCUCAAACGUAAAACGUUUCCAACACGUAAUCAAGUCAAACCAAGUCGAAACUAAAAAGAAUUAAUUUAAAAAAACACAAAACAAAGUAAGAGAAAAAAAAAACAGAAAUAGUUAACAUUUGUCUCGUGUAUCCGUCUAAAAUUGUGAAUGUGCGUGAAUCUACCAAGGAAUUGGAGAACAAAAUUUCACACAUACAAAACAUAAAAACCAUAUAGAAUUUUAAAUAAACAAUUCAUAAUUUAAUGCUUAGGUGAUAAUUUCUGUAGUCGAUUUUCGAAAAUUACUUAUUUAGUACACGUCGCAACGUCGGUAAACUGAUACAAUCAAAUCAUUUAAUCAAAAAAUAACAACAAAUAAGUGUGUGUGUGUGUGUGUGUGCGCCAAGAUCACAGACAACAAUUUCAUCUUAACAAUAUAGCUACCGAACAACAGAAAACUAAUUCAAAAUGGAGGACGGCCAUGCAAAAACCGUCGAUGAGGUUGUAAAUUAUUUUGGAACUGAUACAGAGCGCGGUUUAUCAUUGGAUCAAAUCAAGCGAAAUCAAGAAAAAUAUGGACCAAAUGAGCUCCCUACUGAAGAGGGAAAAACCAUUUGGCAAUUAGUUUUAGAACAGUUCGAUGAUCUUUUGGUUAAAAUUUUAUUGUUGGCUGCUAUUAUUUCAUUCGUAUUAGCUCUAUUCGAAGAACACGAAGAAACAUUCACAGCUUUUGUUGAACCUCUUGUUAUUUUGUUAAUUUUAAUUGCAAAUGCAAUCGUUGGUGUUUGGCAGGAACGUAAUGCUGAAUCAGCUAUUGAGGCGCUUAAAGAGUAUGAACCAGAAAUGGGCAAAGUGGUUCGGCAAGACAAAGCCGGCGUGCAAAAAGUUCGAGCCAAGGAAAUUGUUCCUGGUGAUAUAGUUGAGAUAUCAGUUGGUGAUAAAAUUCCAGCUGAUAUUCGUCUCAUCAAAAUUUACUCAACCACCAUUCGUAUUGAUCAAUCAAUUUUGACCGGUGAAUCAGUGUCCGUGAUCAAGCACACCGAUUGUAUUCCAGAUCCACGUGCCGUCAAUCAAGACAAGAAAAACAUUCUAUUCUCUGGUACAAAUGUAGCAUCCGGUAAAGCUCGUGGUAUUGUUAUUGGAACUGGUUUGUGCACUGCCAUCGGUAAAAUCCGUACUGAAAUGUCGGAAACUGAAGAGGUUAAGACUCCAUUGCAACAAAAAUUGGACGAAUUCGGUGAACAAUUGUCAAAGGUUAUCUCAGUUAUUUGCGUUGCUGUCUGGGCCAUUAACAUUGGUCACUUUAACGAUCCAGCUCACGGUGGUUCAUGGAUCAAGGGCGCUAUUUACUAUUUCAAAAUUGCUGUUGCAUUGGCUGUGGCUGCCAUUCCAGAAGGUUUACCAGCUGUUAUUACCACUUGUUUGGCAUUGGGUACACGUCGUAUGGCCAAAAAGAAUGCCAUUGUUCGUUCACUUCCAUCCGUCGAAACAUUGGGUUGCACAUCGGUUAUUUGCUCCGAUAAGACUGGUACACUUACCACGAAUCAAAUGUCCGUUUCACGUUUGUUCGUUUUUGAUAAAGUUGAAGGCAGUGAAAGUAGCUUCCUUGAAUUCGAAUUGACUGGCUCAACCUAUGAGCCAAUUGGUGAUUUGUACUUAAAAGGAUCGAAAGUAAAGGCAUCUGAAUUUGAUGGUUUACAAGAAAUUGCCACCGUUUGUGUGAUGUGCAACGAUUCAGCCAUUGAUUUCAAUGAAUUUAAACAAGUGUUCGAAAAGGUCGGCGAAGCCACUGAAACUGCAUUGAUUGUAUUGGCCGAAAAACUAAAUCCAUUCAAUGUUAACAAGAGCGGUUUGGAUCGUCGUUCGUCUGCAAUUGCUGUUCGUCAAGAAAUUGAAACCAAAUGGAAGAAAGAAUUCACAUUGGAAUUCUCACGUGAUCGUAAAUCAAUGUCAACAUACUGUAUACCAACAAAACCAUCACGUCUUGGAACUGGUCCAAAAUUGUUCGUCAAGGGUGCACCAGAAGGUGUUUUGGAACGUUGUACACAUGCUCGUGUUGGUACCACCAAGGUUCCAUUGAACAGCACACUCAAAUCACGUAUCUUGUCACUCACUGCUCAAUACGGUACUGGUCGCGAUACAUUGCGUUGCUUGGCUUUGGCCACCGCUGACAAUCCACAAAGUCCAGACACCAUGGACUUGGGAGACUCAAACAAAUUCUACCAAUAUGAAAACAACCUUACAUUCGUCGGUGUUGUCGGCAUGUUGGAUCCACCACGUAAAGAAGUUUUCGACUCAAUUGUUCGCUGCCGUGCAGCUGGUAUUCGUGUCAUUGUCAUUACUGGUGACAACAAGGCCACCGCUGAAGCUAUCUGCCGUCGUAUUGGUGUAUUCACUGAAGACGAAGAUACCACUGGUAAAUCAUAUUCUGGUCGUGAAUUCGAUGACUUGCCACUUAGCGAACAAAAGGCCGCCUGUGCACGUGCCCGUCUCUUCUCACGUGUCGAACCUUCACACAAAUCGAAGAUUGUUGAAUUUUUGCAAGGCAUGAACGAAAUCUCUGCUAUGACUGGUGAUGGUGUCAAUGACGCUCCUGCCUUGAAAAAAGCCGAAAUUGGUAUUGCUAUGGGAUCAGGUACUGCUGUCGCUAAAUCAGCCGCCGAAAUGGUGUUGGCUGAUGAUAACUUCUCAUCUAUUGUAUCUGCUGUUGAAGAAGGUCGUGCCAUUUACAAUAACAUGAAACAAUUUAUUCGUUACUUGAUCUCAUCGAACAUUGGUGAAGUUGUAUCAAUUUUCUUAACUGCCGCUCUUGGAUUGCCAGAAGCUUUGAUUCCAGUACAAUUGUUGUGGGUCAAUUUGGUCACUGACGGUUUGCCAGCUACUGCAUUGGGUUUCAAUCCACCAGAUUUGGACAUUAUGCAAAAACCACCACGUAAAGCCGAUGAAGGUCUUAUCUCAGGAUGGUUGUUCUUCCGUUAUAUGGCUAUUGGUGGCUAUGUCGGUGCAGCCACUGUUGGUGCUGCCUCUUGGUGGUUCUUGUUCUCUGAGAAUGGUCCACAAAUGACAUACUGGCAAUUGACACAUCACUUGUCGUGCAUUGGUGGCGGUGACGAAUUCCGUGGUAUGGAUUGCAAAAUCUUCAGCGAUCCACAUCCAAUGACCAUGGCCUUGUCUGUAUUGGUAACAAUUGAAAUGUUGAACGCAAUGAACAGCUUGUCUGAAAAUCAAUCACUUAUCACAAUGCCACCAUGGCAAAACAUGUGGCUCAUCGGUUCAAUGGCACUCUCAUUCACUCUUCACUUUGUGAUCCUUCACGUCGAAGUCCUUUCAACCGUCUUCCAAGUGACACCACUUACCGGUGAUGAAUGGGUGACUGUAAUGAAAUUCUCGAUUCCAGUCGUUCUCCUCGAUGAAGUCUUGAAGUUCGCAGCACGGAAAAUUUCAGACGGUACGAAUCCAUUGUUUGGUUUACAGUGGAUAGUUUUAAUGUGGGCAGUGUUUUUUGGUUUGAUUAUUUAUGGCCCAAUUUAAUUUCUCUACUUUAAAAACAAAUCACCUUAAAAACAAAGCAAAAAAAAAGUAAUCGAAACCACAACACAACUGGUUGAGAUAGCAAUCAAAACAAACCGACCUAUUAAUUAAUUUACUGAUUAAGAUUAACAAAAUCACAACAAGAAUCGAAUACAUAAACAAACAUUGUGUACACACAAAAAAAAGUAUGAAAAAAACCCAACAACAUCAGAAGCGAGCAAGAAAUUGGAUGAAAAUCCAACCGAAUGGCUCAUAAUACGGUUUUCUUUUGUUAAAAUAGCUCAUUUAAACAACAACAACAAAUAAUUAUUUAUACAACAUUAUUAUUAUAUGUGUUAAUAUUAAUAAUAAUUAAUAUAAUUUGCAUUAAUUUAACGACUACAAUUUAGCGCGCGCCUUUAACAUUAGUUUAUGCGCAUCAAUGAUACAAACUCUAAACGAAUGAUCAACUCUGCCAAAAUGAAUGGCCCACGCACACGAGCGAUAUAUACAUUAAAAUUAAUCCACCAAUUGAAUGAAUUGAGUAAACUAUUUAAUUUAAUAUAUGAGUCCAGUUGCAAUAUGAGUAAUUGAAUGUUCGAUUUGACCGGGGAAAUGUGUUGUGGAUAAAAGACAGAGUGUGAUGUAAAAAUUCAUAUUUAGCAAAAUUGAUCAUUCGGCGAACAUAAAUCGAAUACGACAACAUUUCGAGUAGAUGGGCACUGAUUGCGCAACCGAGACAAAUCCUUCUUAAUCAGACUGUACAAUUUAUUUGCCAAAACCAUUUUAAACGAUUCUCUUCUAUUUAGAGUUCUGUCUCGGUUCCAGGCUGUCGAUAUAAAAGCUUUGAAAUGCUGUAAAUUUCGAUUUUAGUUCGAAAAGUCGGUUGAAAUAAUUUUUUUUUUCUUCAGAGAAUGUUUUCCAAAUGAGAAUAAGAAAACACAAAUUUUUUACGCAAUAA
This is a messenger RNA of Contarinia nasturtii (swede midge), 4899 nucleotides long. It is a transcript of the gene SERCA, whose product is annotated as calcium-transporting ATPase sarcoplasmic/endoplasmic reticulum type. Gene Ontology annotation, cellular component: membrane. Bases 897 to 3959 code for a protein of 1020 amino acids. The record is from RefSeq and is a predicted model, not a curated record. The transcript is spliced from 10 exons. Gene Ontology annotation, biological process: calcium ion transmembrane transport; intracellular calcium ion homeostasis. NCBI's taxonomy places the organism in Eukaryota, Metazoa, Arthropoda, Insecta, Diptera, Cecidomyiidae. Gene Ontology annotation, molecular function: ATP binding; ATP hydrolysis activity; P-type calcium transporter activity.